GCGGUGCGCUCGGAUCUGGCCUCGCAGAUGUCGCUCCGCGCCGCGCUUCGGGCCGCUGCCUCGCUGGCGCGCUGCACUCCGGGGCUGCUCCUCCCGCCGCCGCCGCCCCGUCCUCCUUCGGCCGGCAUGGCCACGCUGAACCAGAUGCACCGGCAGGGCCGCCCCGCGCCCCCUCCCCGCAAAGCGGGGCCCACGCUGGGCCGGCCGCAGAUCAAGGGCGUGGUGCUGAAGAACCUGAUCCGAAAGCCCAAGAAACCCAACUCGGCCAACCGCCGGUGCGUGCGGGUGCGGCUCAGCACCGGCCGUGAGGUGAUCGCCUUCGUGCCCGGCGAGGGCCACAACCUGCAGGAGCACCACAUGGUGCUGGUGCAGGGCGGGCGCACCCAGGACCUGCCCGGCGUCAAACUCACCGUGGUGCGCGGAAAGUUUGACUGCGCACACGUGCAGGCCAAGAAAUGAACGGGGACCGCGGCCUGGGGGUCCCGGGAAUGCGCCCGGCCUGGGAUGAGGCUCCCCAGGACCCUCAGGGGGAGCCUCAGGUGGGGUGACCCCAAAACCUCCCCAGAAUCACCCAAAAGCCAGCCCAAACUCAGGGUCACCCACGCGCUGGCCCUGGGGUUUUUAUGGAUUAAAAUUUGGUGGUGA
Molecule: messenger RNA, 645 nt
Organism: Taeniopygia guttata (zebra finch)
Lineage: Eukaryota; Metazoa; Chordata; Aves; Passeriformes; Estrildidae
Gene: MRPS12
Product: mitochondrial ribosomal protein S12
Biological process (GO): translation
Cellular component (GO): small ribosomal subunit; ribosome
Molecular function (GO): structural constituent of ribosome
Source: RefSeq, a predicted model, not a curated record